Molecule: messenger RNA, 2710 nt
Organism: Asterias rubens (European starfish)
Lineage: Eukaryota; Metazoa; Echinodermata; Asteroidea; Forcipulatida; Asteriidae
Product: transmembrane 9 superfamily member 2-like
Exons: 15
Coding region: 208-2232 (674 amino acids)
Biological process (GO): protein localization to membrane
Cellular component (GO): membrane
Source: RefSeq, a predicted model, not a curated record
GCCAGCGUGGCCGUUGAUGGCGUGUGAUUAAGAAGAAAAAAGGAAGAGCUCAUUUCAACACAUUGGGUUUCGUCGAUUUGUUCCUCAAAUUGUCGCAUCUAAAUUAGAUUAUUUUGUCGCAUUUGAUGGAAAGCACGUAUCUUCAAUAAGUUUUUCAUCUUUGGCCCGCUGUUUUUUCGAGUGAACUGUUUGGAAAAAGGCUCAAGAAUGGUGUGUUUUAGGAGAGGCGGUGGUGGUUCUGUUUUACGUGGAAUGGCAACUGCGGUGGUUUUCGUGCUCCUUCUUGUGAAGUGUUCGGCACUUUACCUACCGGGGCUGGCACCCGUCAGUUUCUGCUCGAAGGAAAAUGAAGACAAAUAUAAAGUAUCAGGAAAGCCUUUGGAAAUUAUGUGCAAGAGUUCGAUAGCUAUGUAUGUCAACCGACUGGACUCGACAGAGAGUGUUAUUCCCUUUGAAUAUGACAAGUUCGACUUCUGCCAGCUCUCCCAGGAAGUCCGACCGGUUGAAAAUCUUGGACAAGUCGUCUUUGGUGAGCGCAUCAGCUCGUCGCCCUAUGAGUUCACCUUCAAUAAGAACCAGACAUGUGUUAAGGUCUGCGAGAAAACCUACGACCCGACCAAGAAGGAAGAACUUGAGAAGUUGAACUUUCUCAAGAAGGGGAUCAUGCUGAACUACCAGCAGCACUGGAUCAUAGACAACAUGCCUGUCACAUGGUGCUAUCCAGUGGAGGGGGGCCAGCAUUACUGUGCCCCAGGUUUCCCCAUCGGAUGUUACGUCGACAAGAAUGGUCAUCGCAAAGAUGCCUGCGUUAUUGAUGGUAGCUAUGGUCUUCCGGAUAUGUACUACUUAUUCAACCAUGUUAACUUCACCAUCACGUUUCAUCCCCUGCAAGAAAACAAGGAUGUGGCGAGAAUUGUCUCUGUCAAGAUUGAGCCUCAUAGUAUUGAUCACAAAGACACCGACCAAUGUCUCACGGGGCUGAGCGAAAAUGUGGCUUACACUCCAUUAGCGAUCCCAGACAAGGUGGAAAAGCCAAUCAAAAUCAGGUACACCUUCAACGUCAACUUUGUGCCUAACUUUGAGAUGCGCUGGGCCUCACGCUGGGACUAUAUCCUAGAGUCCAUGCCUCACACCAACAUCCAGUGGUUCAGUAUCAUGAACUCCUUGGUGAUUGUCUUGUUUCUGUCCGGUAUGGUUGCCAUGAUAAUGCUGCGCACACUUCAUAAGGAUAUCACACGCUACAACCAAAUGGACACCGAGGAGGCUCAGGAGGAGUUUGGCUGGAAGCUCGUUCACGGAGACGUCUUCCGUCCCCCGCGUAAGGGAAUGCUGCUCUCGGUUCUGCUUGGGUCGGGUUCUCAGAUGUUCUUCAUGACGUUCAUCACUCUGGUGUUUGCCUGUCUUGGGUUCCUCUCGCCAGCCAACCGUGGGUCCUUGAUGACAUGUGCUCUGGUUCUUUAUGUCUGCCUUGGAACACCGGCUGGCUUCGUCUCUGCAAGAAUGUACAAGACGUUUGGUGGUGAGAAGUGGAAGUCCAACCUGAUCCUGACCUGUGUCCUGAUCCCAGGCUUGAUCUUUACCAUCGUCUUCAUUCUGAACCUUCUCCUUUGGGCUAAGCAGAGCUCCGCAGCUAUACCCUUCACCACACUGGUAGCCCUCCUGGCAAUGUGGUUCGGAGUGUCCGUACCGCUUGUGUUCGUCGGGUCGUACUUUGGCUUCAAAAAGAGGCCCAUCGAGUUCCCAGUGCGCACAAACCAGAUCCCACGCCAGAUCCCAGAGCAGUCCUUCUACACCCGUCCGUUCCCCGGAAUCAUCAUGGGUGGGGUGCUCCCCUUCGGCUGUAUCUUCAUUCAGCUUUUCUUUAUCUUGAACAGCAUCUGGUCUCACCAGUUCUACUACAUGUUUGGCUUCUUGUUCUUCGUGGCCAUCAUCCUAGUCAUCACUUGCUCCGAAGCCACCGUUCUCCUCUGCUAUUUCCAUCUAUGUGCUGAGGAUUAUCAUUGGUGGUGGCGCUCUUUCCUGACCAGUGGUUUCACGGCAGUGUAUCUGUUCAUUUACUGCGUGCAUUACUUUGUCUCUAAGUUGACCAUUCAUGGAACUGCGAGUACCAUCCUGUACUUCGGCUACACCUCCAUUAUCGUCAUAAUGUUCUUUUUGUUCACCGGCUCGGUUGGGUUCUUUGCUUGCUUCUGGUUCGUCACCAAAAUCUACAGCGUCGUCAAGGUGGACUAAACAAACAGAUUUACAGCAUUGUCACACACUGACGGUAAAUUCCAGUUUGAAAUGCAGAAGGAUUUUGAAGACUUGAAAGUUGACAAACUUUGAAAUCCUUUGGGGUUUUUGUUUUUUCGUAUGUAGAAUUUCUGAAUUAUUUUUGUUGGAUUUGGAAAUUGUAAUUUUGUAUUAUGAAUAGUCAAACGGUGUAUAAGCUAAGGUAUUAGAGUAAAUAUUACACUUGUCUUUACCGAUAAGUCUCACGUUUUUCCCUGCUCUUUUGUCAUGCGAUCAAGUCAAAUAAUUCGUUUGUCAACCCAGGUAAUUUUUCGUUGUUAUGAUUAAUUUGAAAAGAGCUGCUUUUAUACUGUUUAAGAAUUGCGCGGUAUUAGUAAUGACCAUUUUUGCGCUUAUACACCCAAAGGGCUUCUCAAAGCGCUUCCAAUAUUAUAAACCCUGGGGUGGAUUUCACAAAGAGUUAAGACUAGUCUAAUCU